GGGAGGAGCGAGCCGGGCUCGGGGGGCGGCUGCACAGAGUCCGGGAUCCCCCAGGUCUGGAGGGGGGGGUCUGCGCGCGGCCGGCCGGCUCUGCCCCCUCCAACGCCGCCCCCCCCCCCGUCCGGUCCCGAGCCGGCUUCCUUUCGGGGCCAGCCUGAUGUGACGGGGCCCCGCGGAGCCUGAGCGCGGAGCGGGCCCGCCGCGGAGCCGGAGGGCGGGAGGAACAUGACAUCGCGGAGAUGGUUUCACCCAAACAUUACUGGCGUGGAGGCAGAAAAUCUACUGUUGACCAGAGGAGUUGAUGGCAGCUUUUUGGCAAGGCCCAGUAAAAGUAACCCUGGAGACUUCACGCUUUCCGUUAGAAGAAAUGGAGCUGUCACCCACAUCAAGAUUCAGAACACAGGGGACUACUAUGACCUCUAUGGAGGGGAGAAGUUUGCCACUCUGGCAGAGCUGGUCCAGUACUACAUGGAACAUCACGGGCAACUGAAAGAGAAGAAUGGAGAUGUGAUCGAGCUCAAGUACCCGCUGAACUGUGCAGAUCCUACCUCUGAACGGUGGUUUCAUGGUCACCUCUCUGGAAAAGAAGCUGAGAAACUGCUGACCGAGAAAGGAAAGCACGGCAGCUUCCUCGUACGGGAGAGCCAGAGCCACCCUGGAGAUUUUGUUCUCUCUGUGCGCACCGGUGAUGACAAGGGAGAGAGCAACGAUGGCAAGUCUAAAGUGACCCAUGUCAUGAUUCGCUGCCAGGAGCUGAAAUAUGAUGUUGGUGGAGGAGAACGGUUUGAUUCUUUGACGGAUCUGGUGGAGCAUUACAAGAAGAAUCCGAUGGUGGAGACAUUGGGCACAGUUCUACAACUCAAGCAGCCUCUCAACACGACUCGGAUUAAUGCUGCCGAAAUCGAAAGCCGAGUUCGAGAAUUGAGCAAGUUAGCUGAGACCACAGAUAAAGUCAAGCAAGGCUUUUGGGAAGAGUUUGAGACACUACAACAGCAGGAAUGCAAACUUCUCUACAGCCGAAAAGAGGGUCAGAGGCAAGAAAAUAAGAACAAGAACAGAUAUAAAAACAUCCUGCCCUUCGAUCACACCAGGGUGGUCCUGCAUGAUGGGGACCCUAACGAGCCCGUUUCUGAUUACAUCAACGCAAACAUCAUCAUGCCUGAAUUUGAAACCAAGUGCAACAAUUCAAAGCCCAAGAAGAGUUACAUUGCCACACAAGGCUGCCUACAGAACACGGUGAAUGACUUCUGGCGGAUGGUGUUCCAGGAGAACUCCCGGGUGAUCGUCAUGACGACCAAGGAGGUGGAGAGGGGGAAGAGCAAAUGUGUCAAGUAUUGGCCAGACGAGUAUGCGCUCAAAGAGUAUGGGGUCAUGCGUGUCCGGAACGUCAAAGAAAGCGCUGCUCAUGACUACACGCUAAGAGAACUCAAGCUCUCGAAGGUCGGACAAGCUCUACUCCAGGGGAAUACGGAGAGAACGGUCUGGCAAUACCACUUUCGGACCUGGCCGGACCACGGCGUGCCCAGUGACCCCGGGGGCGUGCUGGACUUCCUGGAGGAGGUCCACCACAAGCAAGAGAGCAUCAUGGAUGCAGGCCCUGUCGUGGUUCACUGCAGUGCUGGCAUUGGCCGGACGGGAACAUUCAUUGUGAUCGACAUCCUUAUCGACAUCAUCAGAGAGAAAGGUGUUGACUGUGACAUCGACGUUCCCAAAACCAUUCAGAUGGUCCGGUCCCAGAGGUCAGGGAUGGUCCAGACAGAAGCACAAUACCGGUUCAUCUACAUGGCCGUCCAGCAUUAUAUUGAAACACUACAGCGCAGGAUUGAAGAAGAGCAGAAAAGCAAGCGGAAAGGGCACGAGUACACCAAUAUUAAGUAUUCCCUGUCGGACCAGACGGGCGGGGAGCAGAGUCCCCUCCCGCCCUGCACCCCGACGCCACCCAGUGCUACCGACCUGAGGGAGGACAGUGCUCGAGUCUAUGAGAACGUGGGCCUAAUGCAGCAGCAGAAGAGCUUCCGGUGAGGGCGCUGCGGCACUCCAGCACAGAAAUAGAUGCGGACUUUGACCCCUCCCCCACCAAGGUCAAGAACAGAUGCAGGGAAGUUUACAGAAGAAUGAACUGGAAGGCUUGCACGGUGGUCUACUUUUUGAUAAGAAAAUUGGAAACCAUUUAAAGGCCAUUGUAUUCUAACUCAGAAGUUCCUAUCCUCAGAUACGAAGAAAUCAUCUCUACAAUGUAGACAGUGUUCUAUUUUAUAGGAUUCUGCUUAGAGUUGAGGAAGCAGUUAAAUUGUGCUCCUAUUUUACAGAUUAUGGGAUUCAGAGUCUAGCUGUGGGCAGUUUUGUUUUUUUUUUCUUCUCCUUUUUAUAACUUUAAGUGAUUUGACUCCUCCCCCUCCCCCCCACCUUUUUCUGUAAGGAUCAUGUGACACAUGUAAGAAGAAAUGUCUUGGGGAAGUUAAGUAGCAGGUUCCCUGGGAAGUGAAAACAAUUCCAUUCACCUUGGCUGCCAUCUUAUCCUGGUUUAUGUUGUUGUACAGAACACUCCAGACACAGCCUGUAUCAAUUAUAACAUAGUUGCAGAACGCGAAGCCACAUCCUGCUCUGUGUAGCAGAGCAGAGGGCGCCUCGGGGUCACCUCAGGAGGGGCGGAAAGCCACCCUGUGGAUGAACCCCCAUCACCCCUAUGGUUCCCCAUCUCUGCAAGCAUCACAUUGGGGAGCAAGUUUCUAAGAAGUGCGGUUGGGGACACAGUCAGCCAAAGCAUUUAUCCAGCCAGCAGUGGAUAGUCACUUUGGUGGCUUCUUUCUUCCCCUCCAGUUGAUUAUCUUUGCAUUGCUAAUAGUCACAGGAAUCGGGGGAGGGGGGCAUGGCUCAGGCAAGAAUUCACCAGCCUAGUAAGCAAGAGGUCACACAAGUUCAAACUGCUGUACCUGCCCCCUUCCCCCCAAAAAGAAUGAAUUACAAAGUCAUGAAGUCCUGAGAAACAAACUUACGAAUUAGGGUGAGAUGUAUUUUCCUCUUAGCAGACAGCCAGGUGCCAUGACCUGUCAGAUAAAGGCAUGAGGGGAUGGCGGUCGCUCCGCCCUUGCAUUUGGCAUGUUCAUCUUGUGUUUAGAGCAGAGAAGAGUCAUGAUCAUGAAAUGUCAAUAAUGUCUCCCACCUUGGUCCUCGCUGGGUCAAUCGAGUCGGUCCGCAGGGCCUACAGAUGGUCACUGAGGCGGUCGGCAGGGUGCCUGAGGUGCUGGGAUGGCCGGCUUCUGUCUCUGGGUAGAGUCCUCGGGUCUCUAGGUCAUCUCUGGUGCCCCCCACAACAUGGCAGCUCAGGCCUUCUUCAGGCUCAAUUCACAAUUCUGUGGCUCCCCUCUGUGCCCUCUGAGGCAAGUCAGGCCCACCCGAUCCAAGAAGAGGGCCCAGCAUGGUGGGCUUCACCGGAGGCCAUCAGUCCAGGAGAGGCCAAGGGAGACCUUGGGAGGCUGAGGCCCCUUAACAGUCAGUGACAGAGGCAGCAAUCAGAUGAGAAAGUCACCAAGAGCCUUCAGGAAGCUCUGAGCAGUCCUGCUAGUGACUUGCACAUCUGCUGGACCAACCGAGUGCAGGGGACAGAGCGUGCGGCAGCAGAGCUCCCUCCGGUGACGCCUGCAGGGCCUGGCGGCUGGGAUGCUGUCGGGUCCGGCCGCAGCGAGGAGCGGAGCCGGCUCUUGUCAGAUGCAGCCCGCAGUGGGAUUUGCGAAUGUCCUGCCCUAAGUGCCUUCUCCAGAGACCUCGCUCAGCCUCUCGUGUGGCGGCAGCGGCGGUGGCCAGUGAAGCAACUCCGCAGACUGCGGAGUCCGGCUUUCCUUGCUCAGUCUUCUUGCUUUGGCUCUUGAAAGGAAGGACUAGAUGCUCCCCCUCCCCCCAGCCCAGCAGAAGUUCCUUUCUGGAACCCUGAGGAACUUCGGGCUGUGCAGUGGCCUUGGUCGAUCCCCCCCCACCCUUCCAUGCCCCUUGCUUCAGAGCAAGGCGUCUGUCACCGUCCUGGAAUUGUGAUGACUGUUGUCUUUUUGUCACCAUACUGGGGUGUAAUGGCUGCUCUCUUCCUGCCAAGCCUGUAGAGAAGGAAAUGCUAGCUCCGUGUGUGCACACGGGAUUGUGAAUCGUCUGUUUGGGGGGAUUGCUUUGACUCCGCACCAGCACACAAAGCACGGAUUGUACAAGUAGGCCUGCCGCAUCUGCAUGUUGACCUGCUGUUGACUGUCUUGGGACGGUCAGCGUUGACUGCUGUCGUGCACUGAUUCCGCGUAGGUUCCCUCCGCAAAGCCAGCAAGCUGUCACGUUACGUAAGCAGAUCCCAGACCAGGCUGGUGACAUCGCCAGUGGCUGAGUCUGCCAGGUGUUGGGUGGAAGGCCGCUGCAGGUUCUCGGGUCAGGCGGUUCUGUAUGUGGUAAUGCAGGUAGGGCUGGGGAGAUGAGGGCACUUGGGGUGCAGGUGUUCCUCCAAGUUGCUGAGAGGGUCUGUGAGAAGGCGAAGGCUCAAGGCCAGAGCAGUCAGUACUGGGUGAAGCAGAAACACGGAUGUGACAGGAACACAGCCAGCCUACAUCGGGCUUGUUGGUGGUCAUGAAAAAUGCGCAAUAUGCCAUAGCUGGCUGAGCGUUUUAAAAUUAGAAGCGUAGGGGUGAAAUUGGGGUGAAAUAAAAUUUCUGGCACACGAUACUGAGCUUUUUGAAAAUCAAAUUUAAAACACUUAAUUUCUUUUUUGAUGGAGAAGACAUCCCAGCUCCAUGGGAGGCUGAGAUCAGGAGGAUUGAGGUUCCAGCAUAGCCUGGGCAAAAAAGAAAAAGCCCUGGAAAAGCCGAGCAUGGUGAUAGAUGUCUGUCAUCACAACAUGGCAGGAAGCGGGAGAAGGAGGAUCCCAGGUCAGCCUGGGCAGCGGUAGAGCACCUGCUUAGCAAGCGUGACACACUGUGUCAGAUGCCAGCACUGCCCAAAGUGAGAUCACCAACUCCAUAAAGUGAAUCUAAACCCACAGCCCCUCCUGACUAGGGUGUGACCCACCCAUCAAACCCAGCGCCCUUGGACACAUGGGACGGGAAUUCACGCAGGGCCGCCUGGAUCUCUGCUUCCUCAGCCAAGAAAAACGGUCCAUAUGAUUUUUUUAGAAGCUGUUUUACUGGGGAUUUUAAAGAACUGUUAUGAAUUCUUGGGUUAUUUCUGGGUCGAGGGAUUAUGGGAAAGUAUGCAGCUGUUAGGAGUUGUAGAUUAGGGAUCAAUUAGGGAGGGGGUGUGGAUGGAAAGCUGGCCCGCGGGCAGGUCUGUGUGCUGUCAGUGGUCGGGGUGAGUUUUUCACGCAACAAGCACACGGCCUCCCUGAUAUUAAGAAGCCUUUCUUAGGAUCUGUGUUAGUCCUUAAUUCUGUUGAAACAUUUUUCCUUCUUCCUCUUGAAAAGUAAGUUCCAAAAUAGAGUUUAUUGUAUCUUUCACCACUAAAGUUUUUUUUUUUUUUUCCUUUUUCCCUAUGGGCAAGUUCACACACGGCCAAAAUAUAAAGCAGUUGGUUUCACUGUGUCUUAUAACUUUGCUAUAUAUCAAACUAAUUUUUACAAGUUUUCAUCCUAAACCUCAGAUCAUGUAAUUAAUAAUUUGCCUGUUUAUUUAUGACCUAAUUGUGGUUCUUUUAUUAAUAAAAGCUAAUGGGAAAGGAUCCUCUAUUAAGCUGAUGACUAGACCUACAUUUAAUUUCCCUGCAGUGUAUGGAAUAUUGUACCAGAGUAUUAAAAGAUAUGUAAUAUUUUAUUGAUAAAUCUAUCCCUUAAAAGGAAUACGUUUUAGGAUGUCGUCAUUUUGAUAUGAGCUAUGUAAAUGCUGAUAAUAUGCUGUUGGUUAUACAUUUAGUGUUUCAAGAGAUUCACUUACUUGCCUUUUUUUGCCCACAUGCAGUACGUAGUCUAUUUGCAGUUGUUUUUUGUUUUUUUUUUUAAUGACAUUAAAAGAAUAGUUUAUGUAGGGAAACAUGAAUGGGUGUUUUCGGCCCUCCCUGGGUGAUGGGUGUUAGUUCUAUGCUUUGGUAGCCUUGAAGCCGUCAAGUGUAUUUGCAAAUUGUCUGGAACAAAAAAUUAGGAAUAAACCCAUUUUCUUACGUUC
Molecule: messenger RNA, 6123 nt
Organism: Dipodomys spectabilis (banner-tailed kangaroo rat)
Lineage: Eukaryota; Metazoa; Chordata; Mammalia; Rodentia; Heteromyidae
Gene: Ptpn11
Product: protein tyrosine phosphatase non-receptor type 11
Exons: 16
Coding region: 226-2022 (598 amino acids)
Biological process (GO): protein dephosphorylation
Molecular function (GO): protein tyrosine phosphatase activity
Source: RefSeq, a predicted model, not a curated record